GAGGCCCCUGACCCCUGCCCACCACCUCCCAGCCCCAGGAUGCUCCCCUUCGCCUCCUGCCUCCCCGGUUCACUACUGCUCUGGGCGCUGCUGCUGUUGCUUUUGGGGGCAGCGUCUCCCCAGGAUUCCGAGGAGCCGGACAGCUACACGGAAUGCACAGAUGGCUAUGAGUGGGACCCAGACAGUCAGCACUGCCGGGAUGUUAAUGAGUGCCUUACCAUCCCUGAGGCCUGCAAGGGAGAAAUGAAAUGCAUCAAUCACUACGGGGGCUACUUGUGCCUGCCCCGCUCAGCUGCUGUUAUUAAUGACCUACAUGGCGAGGGACCCCCUCCACCAGUGCCCCCUGCUCAACACCCCAACUCCUGCCCACCAGGCUAUGAGCCCGACGAACAGGAGAGCUGUGUGGAUGUGGAUGAGUGUGCCCAAGCUUUGCAUGACUGUCGGCCCAGCCAGGAUUGCCAUAACCUUCCUGGCUCCUACCAGUGUACCUGCCCUGAUGGCUACCGCAAGAUCGGGCCUGAGUGCGUGGACAUAGACGAGUGCCGCUACCGCUACUGUCAGCACCGCUGCGUGAAUCUACCUGGCUCCUUUCGCUGCCAGUGCGAGCCGGGCUUCCAGCUGGGGCCCAACAACCGCUCCUGUGUGGAUGUGAACGAGUGUGACAUGGGGGCCCCCUGUGAGCAGCGCUGCUUCAAUUCCUAUGGGACUUUCCUGUGUCGCUGCCACCAGGGCUAUGAGUUGCACCGAGAUGGCUUCUCUUGCAGUGAUAUUGAUGAGUGCAGCUACUCCAGUUACCUGUGCCAGUACCGCUGUGUCAAUGAGCCAGGCCGCUUCUCGUGCCACUGCCCACAGGGCUACCAGCUGCUGGCCACACGCCUCUGCCAAGACAUUGAUGAGUGUGAGUCUGGAGCACAUCAGUGCUCUGAGGCCCAAACCUGUGUCAACUUCCAUGGGGGCUACCGUUGUGUGGACACCAACCGCUGUUUGGAGCCCUAUGUCCAGGUGUCAGACAACCGCUGCCUCUGUCCUGCCUCCAACCCCCUGUGUCGGGAGCAGCCUUCGUCCAUCGUGCACCGCUACAUGAGCAUCACCUCAGAGCGGAGCGUGCCGGCAGAUGUGUUCCAGAUUCAGGCGACCUCUGUCUACCCUGGCGCCUACAAUGCCUUUCAGAUUCGUGCUGGAAACUCACAGGGGGACUUCUACAUUAGGCAAAUCAACAACGUCAGCGCCAUGCUGGUCCUCGCCCGGCCAGUGACGGGCCCCCGGGAGUACGUGCUGGACCUGGAGAUGGUCACCAUGAACUCCCUCAUGAGCUACCGGGCCAGCUCUGUACUGAGACUCACCAUCUUCGUGGGGGCCUACACCUUCUGAGGGGAGGGACCUGCAGCAAGGGAGAAGGAGGAGCUACCCUCCCUGCAGCUCCCUGUAGCCAAGGAGCUUGGGACUCAGGAAUGACUGUUCUGCUAAAAGGGAGAUAUUGUGAAGGGCAGAAAGAGAAAGGCAAUAAAGGGAGAAAGAAGGA
Molecule: messenger RNA, 1522 nt
Organism: Marmota flaviventris (yellow-bellied marmot)
Lineage: Eukaryota; Metazoa; Chordata; Mammalia; Rodentia; Sciuridae
Source: RefSeq, a predicted model, not a curated record